Saccharomycopsis crataegensis is the source of this 1734-nucleotide messenger RNA. RefSeq names its product leucine-rich repeat domain-containing protein. The coding region runs from base 1 to 1734 and encodes 577 amino acids. The record is from RefSeq and is a predicted model, not a curated record. The transcript has a single exon. NCBI's taxonomy places the organism in Eukaryota, Fungi, Ascomycota, Saccharomycetes, Ascoideales, Saccharomycopsidaceae. Gene Ontology annotation, cellular component: cytoplasm. Gene Ontology annotation, molecular function: protein binding.
AUGGUCAUUUUGAACAGGCUUCCACCAGAAUUGUUGACAAAUGUCUUCAAAUACACACCAAACAACAAAUUGGCGGAAUUACGGAAUUUGAUAAUUGACGUCGAUGCACCAGUAUUAUUAGACUGUAUCGAUGCUGCUUUGUUUGACAAAAUUGCCAUUGCUAAAAACCUAGACCAAAGGGAACCCAGAAUCAAGAAUUUGCCGUUUUUUAUCACUACUUUACCUGAAACAUCCGAAAUCUCUGGGGUGUUUGAUGAUGGUUCCACGGAAGUUACAUGUCUUGCAUCAGAUUUUUUCAAGGAUAAUAAAUCUAUGGAUCAUGUUGGGAAAUACGUGAAAAGAAUCCAUUUAUAUCAAACUCGGUAUAUCCGAUAUGACAAACAUGAAAUGGAAAGUUUGGUGAGGUUUAUUAACUCUGCUAUGCAAUUGCAAUCUAUAAGGGCCUCAAUUCCUAUAUCUGGCAUUACCAAGAAGCUUACAGAAAUGGAAAUCGUCGUUGAUGCGGCUGAAAACAUGCUACUGGAUGGCCUCGAUUCUUUAAAAUUUUUGAAGUUAUUCAAUUAUCCUGUAUUAGCUAGUGAGCUUUCGCCGUCGGAGUACGAUUUUUCCAAGUUGAAGAGGUUAGAAUUGUGUUACUGCGUGCAGAAUUUCGAUGGCUCUACUUGGAAGCUUUCCAAUUUAAAAGAAUUGGCAAUAACCUUUGCCACGGGGAUCGCACCUGGUGUCACUUCGAAUAUGGUUUCAAAAAAUUUCCCAAAAUUAAAAAAAUUAUCAUUGAAACACGGUACCAUUGAAACAAUCGGAACCACGGAUUUAGUAUCGCUUGAGCUUUCGGAUAUGCAAAUUAUUCCACUGACGCUUGAUUUCCACAACAUCACGAAUUUGGAAGAAUUAAAAUUGAAGAGGCUUGGAUUGCCUUCAAUUCCAAACUUGAAGUACUUGAAAAACUUGAAUUCAUUGGAAAUUACCCUGGAAUGGGGAAUCGUUCAAUUAGGAAAAUUACCCAAUUUACCAAAACUUACGCAUCUCAAUUUGUCCGAUAACAAAAUUUCUAGCGUGGUUACAGGGUUUUCUCAUUUGCCAAAAUUAAUAGAAUUGAACCUUCAUAACAAUGAACUUGACUCAUUAAAAGGUCUCGAUGAUAUUCUGAGUCUCAUCAAGCUUGAUGUCAGUCGCAACAAGAUUUCAAGUAUUAUACCCUUGAACUGUCCUAAACUUGUAAACUUAAAUCUUGAAGGAAACAAGCUUACUUCUUUGAAUGGCUUAGAAAUCCUUUUAUCUAUUACAAAGCUUAAUGUUAAACAAAACAACAUUUCAGAUAUCUCAGAUUUGAGUCUUCAUAGCCUUAGGGAAUUCGAUAUUUCUCACAACCCUGUCUCUAACUUGAGACAUUUGGCCGAUUUCCCGGCUCUUAGAAGUUUGGAUUUAUGUGGCGUUCCUGUUAAAAACUUUGAAAACUUGGGUGAUAUUGGAAAACUACGAAAUUUAAAAAGUCUAUCUCUUUUUGAAAAUGAGAUUCCAGCAGUUGAGAAUUUUAGUCUCAAUUACAGUUUGAGAUCCGCAACGAAAAUUGAAAAAUUUAACGCCGAGUUGAAAUUUGAAUUCGAUAAGUUGUUUGGUAAUAAUAAUGAGCUAGUUAUUUCCUGUCUUCUUGGCGAAGCAACUAAAUCUACUGUUUUUAGCAAUCUUUUGAUGGAAAUUAAAAGAAAAGAGAAGAGCAAAAAGUCACGUUAG